Oryza brachyantha (malo sina) is the source of this 1677-nucleotide messenger RNA. Its product is annotated as tubulin alpha-3 chain. Gene Ontology annotation, molecular function: structural constituent of cytoskeleton; GTP binding. Lineage: Eukaryota; Viridiplantae; Streptophyta; Magnoliopsida; Poales; Poaceae. Gene Ontology annotation, biological process: microtubule cytoskeleton organization; mitotic cell cycle. The record is from RefSeq and is a predicted model, not a curated record. The coding region runs from base 71 to 1426 and encodes 451 amino acids. Gene Ontology annotation, cellular component: microtubule; cytoplasm. The transcript has 4 exons.
CCCUAAGCCGGGGACACCGCAGGGGAAGGCGUCUUCGUACUCGCCCUCUCUCUGCGCCUCCGCCGCCGCCAUGAGGGAGUGCAUCUCGAUCCACAUCGGGCAGGCCGGCAUCCAGGUCGGGAACGCGUGCUGGGAGCUCUACUGCCUCGAGCAUGGCAUCCAGCCUGAUGGACAGAUGCCUGGUGACAAGACUGUUGGUGGAGGUGAUGAUGCUUUCAACACCUUCUUCAGUGAGACUGGUGCUGGGAAGCAUGUCCCCCGUGCCGUCUUUGUGGAUCUUGAGCCUACUGUGAUUGAUGAGGUGAGGACUGGUACCUAUCGCCAGCUCUUCCACCCUGAGCAGCUCAUCAGUGGCAAGGAGGAUGCAGCCAACAACUUUGCCCGUGGUCACUACACCAUUGGCAAGGAGAUUGUUGAUCUGUGCCUUGACCGCAUCAGGAAGCUUGCCGACAACUGCACUGGUCUCCAAGGAUUCCUCGUGUUCAACGCUGUCGGAGGAGGAACGGGUUCUGGUCUUGGUUCCCUUCUCCUUGAGCGUCUCUCUGUGGACUAUGGCAAGAAGUCCAAGCUUGGGUUCACCGUGUACCCAUCCCCUCAGGUCUCCACCUCCGUGGUUGAGCCCUACAACAGUGUCCUCUCCACCCACUCCCUCCUUGAGCACACUGACGUUGCUAUCCUGCUCGACAACGAAGCCAUCUAUGACAUCUGCCGCCGCUCCCUUGACAUUGAGCGCCCAUCCUACACCAACCUCAACAGGCUUGUAUCUCAGGUCAUCUCUUCACUUACUGCGUCCCUGAGGUUUGACGGCGCUCUGAACGUCGAUGUCAACGAGUUCCAGACCAACCUUGUGCCCUACCCGAGGAUCCACUUCAUGCUUUCGUCGUACGCUCCGGUGAUCUCGGCCGAGAAGGCGUACCACGAGCAGCUGUCGGUGGCGGAGAUCACCAACAGUGCGUUCGAGCCGUCGUCGAUGAUGGCCAAGUGCGACCCGCGGCACGGGAAGUACAUGGCGUGCUGCCUGAUGUACCGCGGCGACGUGGUGCCCAAGGACGUGAAUGCGGCGGUGGCGACCAUCAAGACGAAGCGCACCAUCCAGUUCGUGGACUGGUGCCCGACGGGGUUCAAGUGCGGCAUCAACUACCAGCCGCCCAGCGUCGUCCCCGGCGGUGACCUGGCCAAGGUGCAGAGGGCCGUGUGCAUGAUCUCCAACUCCACCAGCGUCGUCGAGGUGUUCUCCCGCAUCGACCACAAGUUCGACCUCAUGUACGCCAAGCGCGCCUUCGUCCACUGGUACGUUGGCGAGGGCAUGGAGGAGGGGGAGUUCUCCGAGGCCCGCGAGGACCUCGCCGCGCUGGAGAAGGACUACGAGGAGGUCGGCGCCGAGUUUGAUGAGGGUGACGACGGCGACGAGGGUGACGACUACUAGAUUACUUGCUUCGUCUUCCUCGUGCUGCUGCUGCUGCUGCUGCUUAAAUCCUGUGAUCUGCCUCUGGGUUCUGUCUGUUUGAAACAUUUUGCUUUUUCUCAUGUAACCUGUGUUAUGUGUGAAUCUGCUUCGUAUAGUUCUUUAAUACCAAUGUCCUCUGAUGCCUUGUGCUGUUUCUUGUGUUUGCCUUUCGUUUGUUGUCAAAGUGCAAAGCUUAGGCAAUAAAAUUGGUCCAAAGUGCACUCUGCUAA